GGCACCGUCAUUUACGAUUCAAUCACCGAUCUAGUCUUCUUUUACGAUAUCAAUCUUGUCGUCAAUAGCCAUGAAUCUCUGGCUAUUGGCCUUCGCGGCCCUGGCUGCCAUGCCAAAAGUGUUGGGUCAGGAUGCUAGUUCGGCCUCUUCUUCUGCACUCCAAGCCGUGGCUGAGAUGCCUGCAUGUGCCCGAGAAUGUCUCGCAACAUCGAUCACCAAGUCACAUUGCGAUUUGACAAAUACAACUUGCGUAUGCACAAACCCGAUAUUGCAACAGACCAUGCAGGCAUGUGUCUUAGAGAGCUGCACCAUCAAACAAGCGUUAUCAACGAUGAAUUUAACAGCUGUAGGCUGUGAUCAGCCUAUCAGAGAUCGAUCCCGAGCAUACAUCAUCCUCAACGACGCCUUCGGCACCGUGUCCGGUCUUUUUGUGCUUCAACGGGUUGCUUACAAGAUCUGGUCUAAAGUAGGCAUGGGUGGUGAUGAUUGGAUGGCCGUUGCUACCAUUCUAGUUGGAAUCCCAAGUACCGUCAUCAGCGCCUAUAAAGUGUCGAAUCACGGCCUGGGUCGCGAUAUCUGGACCUUGACACCCUCGCAGAUUACCGAUUUUGGCCUUUACUUCUGGAUCAUGGAGAUUCUCUAUUUCCUUGAAGUCUCCAUGCUCAAGCUCUCCCUUUUGCUUUUCUAUAUCCGCAUCUUCCCAGGCAAAACAGUGCGCGGAAUUCUUUGGACCACAUUCGCAGCUUGCUCAGCUUUUGGUCUCUCGUUUGCCUUGGUUGCCGUAUUUCAAUGUACGCCGGUUAAAUUUUACUGGGAAAAAUGGGACGGAGAGCACCAUGGCACGUGUCUAAACAUCAAUUCCAUUGCCUGGUCAAAUGCUGCGAUUAGCAUAGCGAUCGAUAUAUGGGUGCUGGCCAUUCCUCUAUGGCAGCUCAAGGACCUCAACCUGGACUGGAGACGCAAGGUUGGUGUCGGAAUGAUGUUUUGCAUCGGUGCUUUCGUUACCGUUGUCAGUAUCCUACGCCUUAGGUCCCUUAUUAAAUUCGGCUCCGACAGCCUUAAUCCUACUUGGGACUUCUUCGACGUUAGCAUCUGGUCUGUCGUGGAGAUCAAUGUCGGCCUUAUAUGCGUUUGCUUGCCUUCUUUCCGCGUUCUGCUUGUUCGCCUCUUCCCGAAGCUCCAAGGUACCACUGAAAGGUACGCGAGAAGCUCAAGACGCAAUCGAUCGUCGAAUAAGCGAGUGAGCCGCCUUCCAUUGGGACACAGUGCCGGAUCACAGGUGGAUAGAUCAAUGUCUCAUCCCAAUGUUGGACCCAACCGAAUAGCCUUUCAAAGAUCGUAUACGGUUGAGUAUGGAGAUACCGAUGAGGUUCAACUUGUAUCGAUACAUGAUAAACUAAGCGCCAAGUCAGACGCCAGAUCAGAUACCUCAUGACGAGGCAUAAUUUGGCCACAUUGGAUUCUUUUUAUUUCCUUACUCUCCUUUGUUUUUUCUAUAUGCUCGGCCUUUACUGGAGAUGCAAGCAAAAAACUGGAAUCUAGGCUUGGAGAUUAUCUACCUGGUUUGACCACACACAUAUGUAAUGGGUGCUGGCCUUGAUUAUCGGAGUUUGGGUGGACAAAAGGUGACAUUUACGAUUUAAUGAUAUAAUAAGAAGGGCGUUUGUUGGAUAGCGCUAAACAGAGGAAUCGAGGUUCCAUUCUAUGUACAAAUGCGAAUUAGAGCUCGAACACGAGCCCGUUAUUUUUGGUUACAUCUUUUAUGCACAACUGAACAGAGGGAGAGUGAUGGAU
Trichoderma atroviride IMI 206040 is the source of this 1794-nucleotide messenger RNA. RefSeq lists its product as uncharacterized. Lineage: Eukaryota; Fungi; Ascomycota; Sordariomycetes; Hypocreales; Hypocreaceae. The record is from RefSeq and is a predicted model, not a curated record.